This is a messenger RNA of Drosophila miranda, 1509 nucleotides long. Its product is annotated as regulator of G-protein signaling loco-like. Bases 423 to 1187 code for a protein of 254 amino acids. The transcript is spliced from 3 exons. Lineage: Eukaryota; Metazoa; Arthropoda; Insecta; Diptera; Drosophilidae. The record is from RefSeq and is a predicted model, not a curated record. Gene Ontology annotation, molecular function: GTPase activator activity.
UUCGCCACUCGAUAGUUUUGAAUAGAUUGAUUCAAAAAAUCGAUACUAUCGAUUGUGCCAUCGAUGGUUUGACAGAAAAGGCAUGCAAUCCAUCAGCAUCGCCAGCCGUGGCAUCUGGCUCGACCGCGACGGCAUCCACCUCGACCGUCCAGCAGCAGCAGCAGCGGCGCCGCAAAAAGCGUCCCAAUUACAACUACAAUGGAACCCGCACCGUGGAGGUGCGGCGGGGCUACAAUGGCUUUGGGUUCACCAUAUCGGGACAACAGCCAUGUCGUCUGUCGUGCAUCAUCAGCAGCUCGCCCGCCGAGCAGGCCGGCCUGCGAUCCGGCGACUUCCUCAUCUCGGUCAACGGCCUGAACGUCUCCAAGCUGCCGCACGAGACGGUGGUCCAGUUGAUUGGCAACUCCUUUGGCAGCAUACGCAUGCAGAUAGCCGAGAACUACUAUUCGGACAGUUCGGACGAGGAGAACGCCAAUGCCACGCUGCAAAUGCAGCGCAGUGCCAGGGGCCAGCUGCUGGCCGCCAGUUUGCGCCACAAGCCGCGCUUCCUGCAUCACAAGUCGAAGAUGCAUCGACUGCGUAAUUCGCCACAAAAGAAGCUUCCGCCGGAUGCGGUGGAACCAAAGCCAAAGCCAGCACCGCCCACAGAUCACUCAACGCUUCGGCCAGUUCUGGAGGACGCCCCGUUGGCGAAUCUCACUGGCAAAUCGGCGGAUGUGGCCAAUGUGAGUGCCAUGGUUCGGGCCGUGGGUAGUGCGGCGCUGGAGUAUCGCGUAAUUGUGGGCUAUUUGGGCACCAUUGAAAUGCCCAAGCAGAUUUCGCACAGCUCGAAGCUGCAGACGGUGCGCUCCUGCAUACGGAAGUUGCGGCAGGAAAAGCGCCAGCCCACCAUAGUGCUCAUGUGCAUCACCCCGGACAGCCUCACGCUGCAGAGCGCCAAUGGCGGAGUGCUGGCCACCUAUGCCUCAUCGAGACUGAACUACGUGAGCUCCUCGUCGGAGAGCGAGAAUCGUUUCUUUGGCCUGGUCACCAGCGCCGUGCACAACACCCAAAUCGAGGAGGAGUACGAGCCAAAUGCAGGCAGCGGCUCUGCUGGCCAACACAUCAGCAUCUCGCACAGCUGCCAUGUGUUUGUGAUCGACACAAAGCUGAUCCCACAGAGUACGUGCUGGGAUUAUCCGACCUAACCGGCGAAUUGAUGCGCCGAUGCAUAAAUUCUUUGGGCAGCGGAGACAUCGAUACCUGUAUGGAGACCUGCAGCACUUUGCAGGUGUUUUACACGGGUUACAUCAGCUUGAACUUGCAGCGUGCUCGGGAGUUGUGGCGCAAGAUUACCACUAUGCGACAGUGUCCUCAAGGCAGAGAAUGUCUGCUACAAUGUUAAAGUACGUGGUGGCGAGGCAGCCAUUUGGGGCUCAAAUUUCGACCAAAAGCCUGCAGAGAAUGUCGAUGAGGGCUUCUACUAAUGUAAUCACUUAAAUAUUUACAUUAAAUUUUAUUAUCAACGGA